AUGGACCGCAAGCGCGAGAGGAGCGUCGAGGUCGCUUCGUCUCGCUCGCCCAAGUUGUCUCGCGUCGACCACACGCUCGACAGCGUGCUCGCGCUCGCCGGGCAGCACGCGAGUGCGCGCUACGCUGGCAGCGACCCGCUCAUCUCGCCCGCCUCGCCGCCCGUCCGCCUCGACCCCGUCUUCGUCGACUUCCCCACCCUCGCCUUUCCCUACCCGCCAAACAACGUCCACACGCCCGAGGUGGACCCGCCGCUCGCUCAGGCAGGCUCAUUCGAGGCCAUGCUCGCGCCUCACGGCUCCGGCGAGUCGCACGCUGCUGUCGCCGCGCCAGACGGCGCGUUCCCGCAUCCAGGAUUCGGAAGUCCGGGACACGGCAAGGGAGCGGCGCAGGGAGCGAACACGUGGCCGUCUCCAGCUCACCACGGCAUCCACAUGUCCCCGUCCGGCAAUUCGAUCUCAUCCUUCGCGACCACACCUUCCCUCGCCGCCUCGACCUCGUCCGCCAUGUCCCAUUCUUCCUCCGCCGACACCCUCUCGACCCGCCCGAGCAGCCAUUUCUCGCCUCACUCGACAGCGACCUCGCCAGGCGUCUACUGCGUCGUCCCGCCGUCGCCCGCCUCGAGCGGCUACUUCGGCGAGCCGUCCUCGCACGGCUUGGGGCUCGACUUUGCCGCUCCACCGCUCGCGUCUCUGCCCGAAGAAGCGCACGGAGCAGACGCAAAGGGCAAGAAUCGCGUCCCGAGCGCGAUGAUUGUCGAGGAGGCGGGCAGCGUCUCGCCGGAACCGCGAAAACGGCAGACGACUCGACCUGUCGACGUUUCGCGGCGGGGCGAGGACAUUGGGCUGUCGCUCGGCGACUUUGACAUCCUCGACACGCUCGGCACCGGCACCUUUGGCCGCGUCCUCCUCGUCCGGCUGCGCACGUCGCCUCGGCGACCGACGCAGACGCAACCGCACUACUUCGCCAUGAAGGUGCUGGAGAAGAACACGAUCGUGCGGCUGCGGCAGGUCGAGCACGUCAACUCGGAGCGGACGACGCUCGCGCAUGUCGACCACCCCUUCGUCGUCGAUCUCUUCUGCACCUUCCAGGACGAAGCCAACCUGUACAUGCUCCUCGAGUUUGUGCAGGGUGGCGAGCUCUUCUCGCACCUCCGGCGAGCCGGCCGCUUCUCCCCCGACGUCUCGCGCUUCUACAUCGCGAACCUCGUCCUCGUCCUCGAGCAUCUCCACAAGCAGGACAUCGUCUACCGCGACCUCAAACCCGAGAACCUCCUCAUCGGCGCAGACGGACACAUCAAGGUCACCGACUUUGGCUUUGCCAAAUACGUGCAGGACCGGACGUUCACGCUCUGCGGCACUCCCGAAUACCUCGCGCCCGAGAUCAUCACCGCAACCGGCCACAACGCCGCCGCCGACUGGUGGGCGCUCGGCGUCCUCCUCUUCGAGCUUCUCGCCGGCUACCCUCCCUUCUUCGCCGACAACCCGCUCGAGAUCUACGAGAAAAUCCUCAAGGGCAGGUUUGCCGUCCCGCGACACGUCGACCCGCUCGCGAAGGACCUCAUCAAGCGGCUUCUCACGGCGGACCUGAGUCUGCGGCUUGGCAACCUCAAGGGCGGCGCGCAGGACGUCAAGUGUCAUCCGUGGUUCGAGGGAGUUGAUUGGUCGGCGGUGGAGCUAGGGUUAGGGUUAGGGUUAGGGUU
Messenger RNA from Rhodotorula toruloides NP11, 1700 nucleotides. Its product is annotated as cAMP-dependent protein kinase catalytic subunit. The record is from RefSeq and is a predicted model, not a curated record. The annotation marks the transcript as partial. Gene Ontology annotation, biological process: peptidyl-serine phosphorylation. Gene Ontology annotation, cellular component: nucleus; cAMP-dependent protein kinase complex. NCBI's taxonomy places the organism in Eukaryota, Fungi, Basidiomycota, Microbotryomycetes, Sporidiobolales, Sporidiobolaceae. Gene Ontology annotation, molecular function: ATP binding; cAMP-dependent protein kinase activity. The transcript is spliced from 6 exons.